CUGCUGAGUGACAGGCAGGCGGAGCAGCGCAUGGACGAACUCUUUUUGGUCCUCGGCGGGUGCCGUAGCACGCACUUCCACAACGUGCGAGCAGAGAAGUCAAGGCUCUGAACGGCUAAAAGUGCUGCAAGCGGAGACUCAACGUAUCAGCAAUCAUGGCAGAAAAGCAAGAAGAGAUGUCUCCAAUUGAGCUGAAAGUGGCCCGACAAAUUGAGUACUACUUUGGGGAUCACAAUCUUCCCAGAGACAAGUUUCUCAAAGAGCAAUUGAAACUUGAUGAUGGCUGGGUGACUUUGGAGACGAUGCUCAAAUUCAACAGACUGAAAUGUUUAACUACAGAAACCAGCGUUAUUGUUGAAGCUCUCCAGAAAUCCAAGACCGGUAUCUUGGAAGUGAGCGAAGACAAGACAAAGGUCCGGAGGUCACCAGACAAGCCGUUACCAGAAGUGAAUGAUGAUUACAAAGACACACUCAAACAGAAAUCUGUGUACAUGAAAGGUUUUCCCCUCGACAUUUCCCUUGAUGAGAUUCAGGAGUGGCUGAAUCCAAAAGGCACCAUAGAAAACAUUCAGAUGAGGAGAACCCUGCAAAGGCAGUUCAAGGGAUCAGUGUUCAUAUGUUUUGACACGGAGGAGUCAUCAAAGCUGUUCCUAGAACGUUCAGACAUAAAAUCCUUCAAAGACAACGAGAUGCUUGUGUUGUCACGAGAAGCCUACCAUGUAAAGAAAACAGAAGAGAGAAAACAAUUUAAAGCCGCGACAAAAGCAAAAGCUAAACAGAACGUGGAACAGCAGCAGAAAAAUGCUGAAGACAAAGAAAUGGGUCUGCUUUUGGAUGAACAGACGGGUUGCUUGUUGAAGUUUUCAGGAGAGCUAGAAGAUGUGUCACGAGAGGACUUCCAUGAAUUGUUCUCGGGGCAUGGAAAGAUUAAGUGGGUUAAUUUUACAAGAGGGGCCAAAGAGGGCACUCUCCUCUUCGACGGAAAUGCGACGGAGGCGUUCGACAAAGCCAAGGAAGCAAGCGGAGGGGAAUUGAAGAUCAAGGACAACAGUGUGAACUGGCAGGUACUUGAUGGAGAUGAGGAGAAAGCUGAACUGAAGAAUAUUAUCGAGGCACAGCAGGAGUCAUACAACCGCUCCAAAAACAGAGUCAGCAGAGGAAGAUCGGGUGGUCGGGGAAGAGGUGGCGGUGGAAGAGGAAGGGGAAGAGGUGGCAGAGGUGGAAGAGAUCAAGGCAGAAGUCAGUACAAGGGCAAAAAGACUAAAUUUGAAAGCGACGAUGAGGGCGAAAAACCGGUUGCCCCAAAGAGAGAACUAGAGGACAAUGAUGGUCCCGCAGCAAAGGUUCCCAAAACUGAAAACGGAUCUUAGUCACAUGGUCACAAGUGCACGCAGAAUUUUUGUGAAAAGAUUUAUUAACGGUGAAAAUGCAGAGGCCACUUGAAUCCAUUCCAGUGAAGUUUCAGGCUUUGGAGAAUCGUAUGAAGUCCACCUGGAUGUCAACCUAGAGAACCAUUUUCAAAACAUGGUCAAUUUUCAGCUUUUUAAGUCUUUAUAUUGUGCCUCUCAUCUGUAAACCUAUAUUUCUCUUAACAUGUUUUUGAUUUUAUUAUCCAACAAAUCUGCACGUUGACAUCAAUUCAAUUACACCUGAACAUUUAGUAUGUCGUGUAAGACCUGUGUGACAGUUAUUUUCCUUUGUUAGAAUCCCUACAGUGAAUGAUGAGAAUCUGCUUUGCUCUUUUUUGAUUUUAUUUUUUAUUAAGUUUCCAUAUGUGAAUAGCAAAUAAACCCCCCAAAAUAAAUCUAA
Molecule: messenger RNA, 1809 nt
Organism: Gasterosteus aculeatus aculeatus (three-spined stickleback)
Lineage: Eukaryota; Metazoa; Chordata; Actinopteri; Perciformes; Gasterosteidae
Gene: ssb
Product: small RNA binding exonuclease protection factor La
Biological process (GO): positive regulation of translation; tRNA processing
Cellular component (GO): ribonucleoprotein complex; cytoplasmic stress granule; nucleus
Molecular function (GO): mRNA binding
Source: RefSeq, a predicted model, not a curated record